AAUAUGCGCGAGUCGUAGCUCUUAAUUGGUUGGUUGGUGCUACCGCAUCAAGAGCCUGAGUGAGUCGUUAUUACCUAGGAUGGCUGGCUGGUUAGGUAGGCUGCACUGCGGUGGUACCGCUUUCCUUCCUCUCCUGUUUGUGCUGUGCUGUGUUGUGCUGUGUGUUGGGUUGUGUUGUUUGUAUUCUCUUUCUUUCUCUCAGUCAUUCUCUCUCUCUCUUUCGCUUUCACACUCUCUGUGUGUGUUCUGUGCAAGAAAAAAAUUCAUAUACUAAACGACAUGUUCGAAGGAAGAACCAAAAGAAGCGCCUCUCGCGCCUGACAUUAUAGUACACGCCCGGAACCAU
Aplosporella prunicola CBS 121167 is the source of this 346-nucleotide messenger RNA. RefSeq lists its product as uncharacterized. NCBI's taxonomy places the organism in Eukaryota, Fungi, Ascomycota, Dothideomycetes, Botryosphaeriales, Aplosporellaceae. The coding region runs from base 80 to 274 and encodes 64 amino acids. The transcript has a single exon. The record is from RefSeq and is a predicted model, not a curated record.